Molecule: messenger RNA, 318 nt
Organism: Lactuca saligna
Lineage: Eukaryota; Viridiplantae; Streptophyta; Magnoliopsida; Asterales; Asteraceae
Source: the annotation of a GenBank genome assembly
AUGCAAAUCAAUAUGAACUUCCAACGGGUGUUUGAAAAGUUUGAUGAUUUGAAGCUUGAUGCAUUGCUUGCAUCAGAAGUAGGGCCUUCCCAUGCAAAAGGGGGAAAUGCGAAGUUGAAAACUAAGUUGACUGUUGAUGUGUUCCGAGCUACUCAGCCAAUGCUUCCUCCCAUUCAUGCUCAGAGAUUUUUUCCUAUUGAUGAAUGUUAUCCAAUCAAAAAAACAGAUGAAUUAUCUAAUGAGCCUAUGAUUCCUCCUCCGUCCGAAGUUUCAUCACUCCUGUUGGUCAAUAAAUCAUCUCUUCCACCACCACUCUGA